AUGACUGUUUCUAAGCUGAGACCAGUCAUAGCAUCCCGCAAAUCUUUCCCACCAUGGAUGAUCAUCCUCGGUGUGCUUGGAGUGCUGGCCAUCCUUGGGCUAAUUAUUGGACUCUUAGUUCACUUCCUGGCAGUAGAAAACAAGAUCUACUACUAUCAAGGUAGUUUUAAAGUUCUGAAUAUUCCAUAUGACAGAAAUUAUGAAAGAGAGACAUCACUAGAAAGUAACUACCUCAGUAAAAUCCUCGAGAUUAAAAUGGUUGAUGCCUUUGAGAGUUCUAACAUUUAUAAACAAUAUAUCAACUCUCAGAUCAUCACAUUGGUUCCUGAAAACAACAGCGUGACAGCACAUAUAUGGCUGGUGUUUAAGGACCCCUGGUCAAACAAGGAAAACCUAAGAAGAAGAAUUGAAAGCAUCUUACAUCAGAUGCUGGAGAACAACUCGGGAUCCUUGACUACAGAUCCUGGGUCUCUGAAGCUCACGGAAAUCACUAAAGUUGAUGCUGAGAAGAUUAUCAACAACCGCUGCGGGAGACGGCCAAGAAUGUCGGCAACCUAUGACAGAAUCACGGGAGGCUCCACGGCUCAGAAAGGAGAAUGGCCUUGGCAAGCGAGUCUCAGGGUGAAUGGCAAACACCACUGUGGAGCAUCUCUCAUUGGCGAAAGAUUCCUGCUAACAGCAGCGCAUUGCUUUCUAAGGACAAAUAAUCCAAAGAACUUAACUGUUAGCUUUGGCACUAGAGUAACUCCAGCCUACAUGCAGCAUUAUGUUGAAGAAGUUAUUAUCCAUGAAGAUUAUGUUAAGGGGCAGCAUCAUGAUGAUGUCGCAAUUAUAAAGCUCACUGAAAAAGUUUCAUUCAGGAAUGACGUACAUCGGGUUUGCCUCCCGGAAGCCACACAGGUUUUCCCACCAGGGGAAGGGGUCGUUGUUACAGGAUGGGGAUCACUUUCUUACAAUGGUAAAUCCCCACUGUUACUUCAGAAAGCAUCCAUUAAAAUUAUCGAUACAAAUGCUUGCAAUUCUGAAGAAGCUUAUGGAGGCAGGAUAAUGGACACAAUGCUCUGCGCUGGUUACAUGGAAGGCUAUGUCGAUGCUUGCCAGGGUGACUCUGGAGGACCCCUAGUUCAUCCCAAUUCUCGAGAUAUUUGGUACCUUGUUGGGAUAGUGAGCUGGGGACAUGAAUGUGGCAGAGUCAACAAGCCAGGGGUCUAUAUGAGAGUGACUUCCUACCGUGACUGGAUUGCCUCCAAGACUGGUAUCUAGUAGAAAAAUCAUCUUCUAAUAAUGAGUGCAGAUCGUAUUGCCUGGUACUCUAUCAUGGAACACCCAUUUCUUUAUUUUUUUUCCAUUUUAUGUGAGUUUUUGCAUAUGUGUGGGUAAAUGUGUGUUUGCGCUCACAUAUGGAAGUGUGCAUGUAAGUAGAGGCUUAAGUUGAUGUUAAGAAUCAUCCUCAAUAAUUUCAAUGAGACAGGAUCUUGGUCAAACCAAGAGCUCUCAGAUAUAUACUGCCUUACAAGUCAGGUUGCUGUUAGAACAGCCAGAAUACAGCAAAUACAGAGGUGAAUGCCAGCAGCAAACCACUGAACUGAGAAUAGGACCCCCGUUGAAGGAAUCAGAGAAAGGACUGAAAGAGCUUGAAGGGGCUUGAGACCCCAAAAGUACAACAAUGCCAAGCAACCAGAGCUUCCAGGGACUAAGCCACUACCUAAAGACUAUACAUGGACUGACCCUGGACUCUGACCCCAUAGGUAGCAAUGAAUAUCCUAGUAAGAGCACCAGUGGAAGGGGAAGCCCUGGGUCCUGCCAAGACUGACCCCCCAGUGAACGUGAUUGUUGGGGGGAGGGCGGUAAUGGGGGGAGGAUGGGGAGGGGAACACCCAUAUAAAAGGGAAGGGGGGGUGAGGGGGAUGUUGGCCCGGAAACGGGGAAGGGGAAUAACAAUCAAAAUGUAAAUAAGAAAUACUCAAGUUAAUAAAGAUGAAAAAAAAAAAGAACUGCCUAUUUCUGUCUUCUAAGGACAGAAGUACAGACAGGCUUCUAUGCCUGUCAGGUAUUUGUGAGCAUCCUGGGGCUCCCAUUUCUAGUCCUUAGGUUUUCUUGCUUAAUCACUGAGCAAGCCCUCAGCUGACUUUAAACAUUACUAUUUUGUGUAUAUGGGUGUUUUUUUCCUGCCCCACAUACAUGCCUAGAGGUCAGAAGAGGAUGCUGAAUCCUCUGGGACUGGAGUUACAGACAGUAUGAGCCACCCUAUGGGUGCUGGGAAUUGAACCUAGGUCUGUUGGAAGAACAGCUGGGCCUCUUCACCGUAGAGCCAUUCCCACUGAUUACUUUACAUACUUUUUAAAUGUGUAUAAUGGUUAUUUUGAAAGAAUUAUAGCCCUAAGGGAAUAUUUGUAAACUUUUAAGCAAACUAAACAAGACAAAAUGAGAGACCCCUGAAUUUCUUGGUUCAGAAAACCCUUAGCCAAGAAAGUGCUUCCACCAAAAUGCUGGUGAAAUACUAUUUGUGUCCUACUUUAUCAGCCUACAUUAUUGCUAUUUCAGUGCACAAGGUUCUUGGUUUUUAUCAUAUAGAUUUUGUAAAACUGUGGAAGCAUAGCAUUGACUGUGGUGAUUUAUGAGACUGUCUGAGGGGAGAGGAGUAACUCCCAAAGGUUGGGUUGAAACAUGCUGGACUUUCAUGUCAGAGCUUUGUAGAAAGCUGUGAUUGUGACCUGACCUACUCUGAAAACAGGUAUUGAAUUGCAACCUCUUGUUACUGAGGCCUUCACCAGGUCUGCAAUCAUUCUGAGUUUCCCACCACCAAUAAAACCAGACAUGUUUUAAGUUACAGAGAAUAAGUACAGUAAUUCUUCAGCAUAGGUACAGAUUUUUGUGGAAAUUCUCUAUGUGUAAUAUAUUUUUUUAAAAAUGACCUGAACUCAGUAAAAAUGUAUGGUAUAUCCUAAUUAAAGCAAAGGAAUAUCUUUAUAUCUAGUAACAGUUUGUUUGUUUGAUUGAUUGAUUGCAUGUUUACUUAAUAGACUUAUUAUUAAAUAUGCUAGCUCUUCUUUCCUCCCACAGGGGGAUGAGGUCAGUGUUUCUAUUCUUACUCGAAGGUGAGCACACUAGCUCACAUUGGAAUCCUCCAGUCUGCAGAGCUUCCUAAUGUGGUCCUUCAUCUUCCUGAUGAGUUUCAGCUCUCCUAAUUGAUCUGAGAAUUGAUUCUUCAUGAAGCUGCAGAGGUGGGAGUCAGAGCCUUAGAGACCAGAUCAUACAGAUACCAAAGCUGACUUCAGGCUCAUCCCCAAAGCCUCUGACCUUCAGAAGGCUACUGUUCCCCUUGGGAUUGAUCUGGUUAUACAUUCUCAAUACAUCCCAGGCAUUCUGGCAUUCCUUUGACAAUUCAAGAGAGUCCCCUGAUUUCCUGUGCCCAGCAUCCUGGUGGAAAUAAGAACCCAGAGAAAGUCUGUAAGAAAGGCCUGGGGAUGGGGUGAUGGUGAUGGAAUAAUGGGAUACCCUGAGCUUGUCAUCAGCAGAGUCAGCCAUAUACAAUGGCAUUUGUGGGUGUUGGAAGAGAGAUGAGGCGGGGCCUAUGGUGUUUCUAGAAGCAGCAGUGGGAUCAGGGAGCGAUAGGUAUGAUGUGUCUGUAGGAAGAUGCUUUGCAACAGAAAAUGUUAAUAACCAGGCCAUCUAGUGCCUCCGUUCCUAGAAGUGAGCCCAGUACAUUUUAUAUGAGGCACAAGUCUCUACAGUCAAGUGACUUCAAUCUAGUAAUCACCCUUAAAAUUUUUAAUCAGCAUUUUCUGAAAUCUUCAUCUAUCGACUUCAUAACUCUUUUUAAGAUUUUAACAUUUUAUUAAACGUUUAGCAACUUACACUAGUUUUAGAAGAGAUUUUUUUUCCAUAAAGUAUGUGCUAACCACAUGGACUGACCCUGGACUCUGACCUCAUAGGUAGCAAUGAAUAUCCUAGUAAGAGCACCAGUGGAAGGGGAAGCCCUGGGUCCUGCUAAGACUGAACCCCCAGUGAACUAGACUGUUGGGGGGAGGGUGGCAAUGGGGGGAGGGUGGGGAGGGAAACACCCAUAAGGAAGGGGGGGAGGGGGAUGUUUGCCAGGAAACCGGGAAAGGGAAUAACACUCGAAAUGUAUAUAAGAAAUACUCAAGUUAAUAAAAAAAAAAGAAAAGAAAAAAAAAAAAGAAAGCUUUAAAUGCAGGAUCUAUCAGGAAAAAAAAAUAUGUGCUAACCAAAUAAUUUUCCACUGUGCUUGUAUAUUGAUAGGCCUGUAGGAGAAAAUAUUUUAUCCAAUUUUCUUUUUUCCUAAACAUUGGUUUUAUACUACCUGGAAUUAACAAUUUUCUAUGUUAUUAAAUAUCUUGAAUCUGUACAUGUCAUAUGUAGCCACACUAUGUACUUGUUACACUUGUUAUAAAGUUUAAUAAAUUAAACUCUUUAAACU
Molecule: messenger RNA, 4441 nt
Organism: Rattus norvegicus (Norway rat)
Lineage: Eukaryota; Metazoa; Chordata; Mammalia; Rodentia; Muridae
Source: RefSeq, a predicted model, not a curated record